AUGAUCCCAAAUGAACAGAGUUUUGGUUCCCUCAUUUUAUCUGGAAAGAUUGAAUCAAGUGAAGUCUCUAAAAGGUUUCAAAUCUUUCUUUUCUAUUGCACGUUGCAACCAGAACCAGUAUUGGGGUGUUUUCGCUUGAGCCGUACGAGACGAAAUUCUCAUAUACGGUUCUUAGAGGGGGAGUCCCUUCGCCUUCGGUUCACCUAUCUCAAUAAAGUAUAUGAUUGGUUCGAGGAGCGUCUCGAGAUUCAAGCGAUUGCAGAUGAUAUAACUAGUAAAUAUGUUCCUCCUCAUGUCAAUAUAUUUCAUUGUCUAGGAGGGAUCACACUUACUUGCUUUUUAGUACAAGUAGCUACGGGUUUUGCUAUGACUUUUUACUAUCGCCCGACCGUCACAGAAGCUUUUGCCUCUGUUCAAUACAUAAUGACUGAAGCCAACUUCGGUUGGUUAAUCCGAUCAGUUCAUCGAUGGUCAGCAAGUAUGAUGGUUCUAAUGAUGAUCCUGCACGUAUUUCGUGUUUAUCUCACAGGUGGUUUUAAGAAACCACGUGAAUUGACUUGGGUUACGGGUGUAGUUCUGGCUGUGUUGACUGCAUCCUUUGGGGUAACUGGUUAUUCUUUACCUUGGGACCAAAUUGGGUAUUGGGCAGUCAAAAUUGUAACUGGUGUACCUGAGGCUAUCCCUAUAGUGGGAUCGCCCUUGGUAGAGUUAUUACGCGGAAGUGCUAGCGUGGGUCAAUCCACUUUGACCCGCUUUUAUAGUUUACACACUUUUGUAUUACCUCUUCUUACCGCCGUAUUUAUGUUAAUGCACUUUUCAAUGAUACGUAAGCAAGGUAUUUCAGGUCCUUUAUAG
Messenger RNA from Nymphaea colorata (pocket water lily), 855 nucleotides. Its product is annotated as cytochrome b6-like. Gene Ontology annotation, cellular component: membrane. The record is from RefSeq and is a predicted model, not a curated record. Lineage: Eukaryota; Viridiplantae; Streptophyta; Magnoliopsida; Nymphaeales; Nymphaeaceae. The transcript is spliced from 2 exons. Gene Ontology annotation, molecular function: electron transfer activity. Bases 1 to 855 code for a protein of 284 amino acids. Gene Ontology annotation, biological process: respiratory electron transport chain.